GCCGCUGAGGAGCUUUAGCUGUGAGGCGGCUAAUACCGCACUUUAUCAGCAUUUCAGCUUUAAACAGUUACAUUGUUCCAUAUUAACGGACAGAUUAACAUUCACUCCUGAACGUUUUUUUUACUUGAACCUAUCCAAGUACUUAUAUUUUCUUUUUCUCUUCUUUCAAGGCCGUGGAUGUGUUAGCUAACCGGCUAACAUAUUAGCCUUGUCAGUUAGAAAUGGCGGAGAUUGAGCUCGCGCGUGAGGAGCUGGUAGAGAAAUUGUCAUUUAUUGAGACUUAUAACACCGAGGAAAUACAAAAAGAAGCCGACUGCAGUGCGAUGGCGCCCUCUGUCGGUGAAGAAGCGAACUGCAUGGAGGCGCAGCUUGCUUCUUGUCCAUUUUCCACUGAUCUGAAAUUAAUGGAUAAUAAAUUAUACCCCAUAGAAGAACAACUUCAGUAUCUUCUCCGCAAGGCAGACGAGUUUCAGAACCGCCUCGUCUACAGCGAAGAUAAUGCCCAGAAUGAGGGUUUCACUCGUGUGGUGCCAACAUUCCUGAAGACAUGUCAGCCAUAUUUCAACUACUUGGAGUCUACCGCCCGCAACACUUCACCUGGCCAAUCUCCACUGCCCCUGUACAUACGCACCCGGCUGUUGCAGUUCUCUCAGCAACUGUGCAGUCGGCUGGAGCAGCUGGUAUUAACAUAUGCUUCUUACGGUUACCUUUCUCUGGCUGAGACUGACCCGAUGUGUGUCUCUCAUUUCUACAUUGGCCAAUGUCAGGUGGAUAACAUCAAGCUGUCAAUCUUCCGUUACUGUCAACCUACCCCCUUCCUGGCCUUGACCAGUAACAGACUGUACAAACGCAUGCGCUGGAACGUGGAGCGAAAGUUCGGGACAGAGGAAGGAGUAGAAGAGGAAAAGAAUGACAACAGGACAGAAGUGACACAAAAGAUGGAAGGAGAACAGGAGACAAAGAAAGAGAGAGGGAUGGAAGGCUACAGUACAGAGUAUUACUUCCUCUGCUAUGAGGACGUCCACUUAGUGGAGGGAGAGGCACUGAGAGAACAGACAGAUAGAAGGCCAGGGGAGGAAGCAGUAUUGAGGAUGUGGUCUGUAGGCAAGUGGGUACGGAUAUAUCCAGACCCAGACACUGAAGACAUCAAUGACUGGGUAUUGUGCACGAUUCCUCAGGGUCAGUACAAGCCGCUGGUGUAUCUGGGGGAGGAGGAGCCAUCGUCCUGCAUUGCCACAGACUGUCUGCUGGGGCUGCUGCUGUCUCAGGCUGAUCAGAGCAUCACACACCCCAUCACUUAAGACCGACACAGCAAGAAGAGGAUGCCAGCCAACCAGGAGUGACAACAUCAUUCUUACAAGUUCAGUAAGAAUCCAUUUUCGUUUUGCUGGACUUUCAUUUGUUUUUAAACUCAAGUGUUCACAUUUGUUUUAUAUCUUCUAUUGUAUGUUUUCGUAUAGUAUUUUGAGACAGUGUUUUAUACAUUACACUUGCCACUGCUGAAAAGACAACAGACGCCAUUUUACCAUCUA
Molecule: messenger RNA, 1532 nt
Organism: Pangasianodon hypophthalmus (striped catfish)
Lineage: Eukaryota; Metazoa; Chordata; Actinopteri; Siluriformes; Pangasiidae
Gene: c26h19orf67
Product: chromosome 26 C19orf67 homolog
Exons: 7
Coding region: 222-1301 (359 amino acids)
Source: RefSeq, a predicted model, not a curated record